Molecule: messenger RNA, 1548 nt
Organism: Monoraphidium neglectum
Lineage: Eukaryota; Viridiplantae; Chlorophyta; Chlorophyceae; Sphaeropleales; Selenastraceae
Exons: 8
Coding region: 1-1548 (515 amino acids)
Biological process (GO): retrograde transport, endosome to Golgi
Cellular component (GO): Ric1-Rgp1 guanyl-nucleotide exchange factor complex; Golgi membrane
Source: RefSeq, a predicted model, not a curated record
AUGGACGUCUCUAUAGCGCUGCACCGCCGUAGCUACCUCCCGGGGGAAAUAGUGAAGAUCUUGGUCAAGGCCCAGCGGGCGGCGGAUGGGGGCGCUGGCGGCGGCGGAGCCGACGCGGGCGACGCAGGCAGGGUCACGCUGUCCAUCGAAUGCAGUGGCUCGGAGCGAGUCGAUCCCGGCUGGGUCAGCACUUUGUACCACCCGCAGCUGCCGGCCCACAAGGAGACCAAGCGGCUGGUGCGGACGGUGUUUACAACUGGGAGGCUGCAGAUCGCGGAGGACGAGCCGUGGCGGCCCGGCGUAGUGAAGGCGUACACUGUUCGGUUCCGGCUGCCCUCGCGCAUCCCCCCGACUUUCAAGGGCAGCGCGGUGCACUACCUAUACCAAGUCACGGCCAGGGGCACUGUUGCGGGCCCCGGCAGCGGCGCCGCGCCCGUGGCCGUUCAGGCCGCCUGCCCCUUGUUGGUGUGGCCCAAGGCCGAGCGCCCCGCCGGCGGCGCAGCGGCCGGCAUCGACGGGCGUCGCGCCAGCAUGGGCCUCUCAGGCUCCAUCCCGAGCGCGGCGACGCCGACGGCGGCGGCGCUGGCGGCGGCGGGCAGCCUGCAGGGCGCGCAGGGCGCGGCGUUUGCAGCGGCGGCGGCGGCGGCAGCUGCUGCGGCGGCGGCAGCUGAGGGGGCGGACCACCAGCCGGAGCCUGAUUUGCUGGAGUACCGGCUGGGGGUGCAGGACGUGCGCGCCAAGUGGGAGGAGGUUGCCAUCGCCGCCGAUGGGUCGCUGCAGCCGCUGUCUCGGCAGCCGGCAGGGCAGCAGCAGCAGCUGCCUCAGGGGGACCUGCAGCAGCAAGACCAGGCGCAGCGAGGAGAUCAGAAGCAGCAGCAGCAGGGUUUGCAGCAGCCGAGCCUGGAGAGCGCCAGCCUAGCAGAACAAGGGGAAGCUGACGAUUACCUGGCUGACUCGACCGCCCACGCGGGCUCCAGCGGCGGGAGGCUGACGCUGCAGCAGCGCGCCAGCAUGGUGCCGCGCACAUACAACCUGCGGGCUGGCGACCGCCCGUUGGUCCGAGUCACGCUGCAGCCGCCGAUGGACACGCCCCUCCAGCCGGGCGCCACCCUGGGCGUGUUCUUAGACCUGCGGGCCGCCCACGGGCCUGCGGCCGACCCUGCGACGCAGCCGUCGUGCCUGCAGGUGGUUGCCCUGCUGCAGUCAGAGGAGGAGGUGCAGCCCGCCCACGCCCACCGCGCCGCCAAGCCGCCCGCCACGCCGCCCGGCGCCGACGGCCCCGCCGCCGGCGCCGUCUGCGCCACGCGCACGCUCUACUCGGAGCAGCAGCAGACGACGGCACACCUGCUGACAGGCCAGUUCACGUUCUCAAUACCGCCGAACGCGCACCCCUCGUUCCGCACGCCGCUGGUCGCGCACCGAUGGGCGCUGCGGUUCGAGCUCACGCUCGGGGUGCCCGCCAGGGGCGGCCGGGGCGGCGGCGGCAAGCAGUCAGUUGAGCAGUUGGUCUGGUCGCUGCCGCUGGUCGUGUGCCCGCCCUGCGCGUAG